AUUUUCAACAAAGACUAACAAAAUAUCAAAAAUAAACAGAACAUAUUUACAGGACUAAAGUGACAGCAAUUCUGUCACAGCUUCCUUCAGUUUCUUUCCCGUCAAAGGAAUUGUUCUCAUGAUCUCGUCUCAUGAACAUUGCUCCCAGAUCCAAUUCCAAGCCACUCCUUCACCUCUCACCCCGUCUGAAAUGGGUCUCCACUGCAACAUCCAAGCCUUCGCCACAGCUUCCUCAACACCCAGAGGACCUCCUCCGGGCCUUCUUCAAUGGUCCCAAGCCUCACAUACCGCGCGAUUACGAGUUCUCGAUCGUAUCUGCACUGAAGGCUUGUUCGGCCCUUUUGGCUAUCUCCCAAGGCCAACAAAUUCACGGCCUUGUCCUCAAAUCAGGCCUUGAUUCCAAUUUGUUUGUGCAUAACAGUUUGAUCAACGUGUACGCGAAAUGCGGGUUCAUGAGCAAUGCCCACCUGGUGUUCGAUGAUUGUCGUUUUGAUAGGUUGGAUUCUGUUUCCUGUAACAUUAUGAUUGCUGGGUAUGUCAAGGUUGGCCGGUUGGAUUAUGCCCGCCAUCUGUUUCAUGUAAUGCCUCAUAGAGGGUGUGGUUCUUAUACGACUAUGAUAAUUGGUUUGGCCCAAAAUGGCUGUUGGAAUGAAGGGGUUAGUCUUUUUCAGGAUAUGAGGUUUGAGGGCGUCUCGCCCAAUGAGGUGACCAUGUCCAGCGUGAUCUCGGCGUACUCACAUUCAGGUGGGAUUUGGAAUUGUCGAGCUCUUCAUUCCUUGGUGAAGAAAAUCGGCCUCGAAGUGUUCGUUUUAGUUACAACUAACUUGGUCCACAUGUAUUGUGUUUGUUCGAGUUUGUGGGAUGCAAGAACUUUGUUUGAUGAGAUGACAGAACCAAAUAUGGUUACAUGGAAUGUGAUGCUGAAUGGAUAUUCGAAGGCUGGAUGUGUUGAUUUGGCUAGAGAUUUGUUUGAGAGAAUCCCAGUUAAGGAUGUGGUUUCUUGGGGUACAAUUAUUGAUAGCUAUUUGCAGACCGGAAGGUUAACUGAAGCUUUUACUAUGUAUCAUGAAAUGGUAGGUAGUGCUUUGGCGCCCAAUGAAGUUAUGGCUGUGAAUCUAAUUUCAUCUUGUGGACAGUCAAUGGCACUACACGAGGGCCAGCAGUUUCACAGUUUGAGUGUAAAAAUGGGCUUUGACUGCUAUGACUUUAUGCAGGCAACGAUUAUCAAUUUUUAUGCAUGUUGCCGUGAAGUCAACCAUGCUCAGUUGCAAUUCGAAUUGGGCUGCAAGGACCAUGUUCCAUCCUGGAAUGCGCUAAUUGCUGGACUUGUAAAAAAUGGAAUGGUCGACCUGGCAAGACGGUAUUUUGAUGAGAUGCCGGAAAGGGAUGUUUGCUCAUGGAGUUCUAUGAUUUCUGGUUACUCGCAGAGUGAGCAGGCUAAUGUGGCUUUAGAACUCUUUCAUGAAAUGGUAGCUUGUGGUGUUAAACCCAAUGAAAUUACUAUGGUGAGUGUUCUCUCUGCAAUUGCUUCUUUGGGCAUACUGAAAGAGGGACGAUGGGCCCAUGCAUAUAUAUGCAACAACUCAAUCCCUCUUAAUGACAAUCUCAGUGCAGCAAUUAUAGAUAUGUAUGCCAAGUGUGGUAGCGUUAAGACAGCCUUGGAAAUGUUUUAUGAAAUCCGUAACCAGACUUCAACUGUUUCACCAUGGAAUGCGAUUAUCUGCGGGCUGGCCAUGCACGGACAUGCAGAGUUGUCUCUCCAAAUAUUUUCUGACUUGCAGAAACGUAAAAUUAAACUCAGUGAAAUCACAUUCAUCGGGGUCUUAUCUGCCUGCUGCCACACCGGAUUGGUGGAAGAAGGGGAGCAACAUUUUAAGAGCAUGAAGAGAUUGUACAAUAUUGAACCAAACAUCAAGCAUUAUGGCUGUAUGGUUGAUCUUUUAGGCAGAGCUGGGAGAUUAAGGGAUGCUGAGGAACUAAUUAGCAGCAUGCCAAUGAAGGCUGAUGUUGUGAUAUGGGGCACGCUCUUGGCAGCAUCUAGAACACACGGUGAUGUGGAAGUCGGAGAACGAGCUGCAGAGGGUUUGGCAAGGGUGCAACCAUCCCAUGGAGGCAGUAGAGUUCUUCUGUCAAAUAUUUAUGCGGAUGCAGGGAGGUGGGAGGAUGCAUUCUUAGUGAGGCAAGCGAUCAAAAGCCAAGGAAUGACGAGGUCACCAGGACACAGUGGUGUCGUAUGAUUUGUGGUUUAUUGUCCAAUUUUCGCCUUAACUUUCUCUUAAGAGCUUCUGCUUAGUUAUUCAGAAUAUAUGCGAAACUCCACUCCAGUUAAAUUUUCUUUCAAUGUUUAGCGAAGGAAGUUUGGCACCUGCUUGGGAGGCUGAAUUUACCUAGUCCUGUAGACACUGUUAUUCAACUGCACAGAACGAAUAUUUGUUCUUGAAGAUUCAGACUGUUGGCUGCUAUCAGGCGAGUAUUUUUCAUUUUAAUGCAUUUCAACCGAUAUUUUUCCUUCCUGUUACGCCUCAAAUGUGCUGCAAAUUGAAUUUACUCAAAAGUCAAAACAAGAGUUUGUGCAGCCUGCUGCCCCAUUCACGACUUGAAACAAAAACAAAAACAAAAAAAUGAAAAAACUGCUGGGACACCUGUACAGAAUUUGCCUCGUCUGGAGCUUUCAUUUUGAAUGAAAAUUCUACCUUUCAUUCAUCUACAUCAAAAGCUAAUAUACAGCUCUAUAUCCUACAAGUUAGAAGCAAAAGCCUACAAAAUUUUGGACAAUAAAACAGCCAAAAAGGUAAGGAACUAUUAACUAUAUCUCAGUUUCAAUGAUCAGUCCAGCUGCUACACCCAUUGUACCGACCCCACCAACCCCCAGCAAAGCAAUUGCUAGCUCCUCCUCGUCCCAUUGCCUCAGCCCAUUACUCAGCCUC
Diospyros lotus (date-plum) is the source of this 2927-nucleotide messenger RNA. Its product is annotated as pentatricopeptide repeat-containing protein At5g19020, mitochondrial. The transcript has a single exon. The coding region runs from base 132 to 2237 and encodes 701 amino acids. Gene Ontology annotation, molecular function: protein binding; RNA binding. The record is from RefSeq and is a predicted model, not a curated record. Gene Ontology annotation, biological process: RNA modification. Lineage: Eukaryota; Viridiplantae; Streptophyta; Magnoliopsida; Ericales; Ebenaceae.